This is a messenger RNA of Parastagonospora nodorum SN15, 1242 nucleotides long. RefSeq lists its product as hypothetical. Bases 1 to 1242 code for a protein of 413 amino acids. Lineage: Eukaryota; Fungi; Ascomycota; Dothideomycetes; Pleosporales; Phaeosphaeriaceae. Gene Ontology annotation, biological process: secondary metabolite biosynthetic process. The transcript is spliced from 3 exons. The record is from RefSeq and is a predicted model, not a curated record. Gene Ontology annotation, molecular function: monooxygenase activity; FAD binding.
AUGCAACGCAAACUCGACAUCUUGAUCGUCGGCGCUGGCCUCUCUGGGCUCGCCGCCGCGAUACAAUGCGCAUUGUCAGGGCACUCAGUCACUGUAUUGGAGGGCGCAAGGGAGCUGGCUGAGAAUUGGUCCGUAUACGAUACCAUCCGCGAUCAAGUCUGCGAACCAGUCACAUUGACCGUACACAAUUACCGCGGCAAGAUCCUUGCGCAUGAAGAGAAGUUUGAUGCGAACAUCCGGCGCAAAUAUGGAGCGCCAUUUUCCGAUUGUCAUCGCGUGGACCUGCAGCAGGCGCUGGUCAAGCGAGCGAAAGAGCUAGGUGUAGUUGUUGUAUUGAAUGCGAAAGUAACGAAUGUAGACUUUGGCUCAACAACCGGUGACAGAGCGCGUGUGAAAAUCUCAGAGGGUCAGAAGUACGAUGCCGAUCUCAUCGUUGGAGCAGAUGGACUAUGGUCCUCGUGUCGAUCUACGAUGCUAGGGCGGAACGAUCCUCCGCUGCCUACUGGCGACCUAGCAUAUCGCAUCGUACUCAAGAUCGACCAGAUCAGCGAUCCGAAGCUGAGAGAGAUGGUGCAAUCGCCCGCAUGUCGAUUCUGGGCAGGACCAGAUGCACACGUCGUAGCAUACAGUUUGCGCGGCGGCAACAUGUACAAUGUGGUUUUGCUCGUGCCCGAUGAUCUUGAAGAAGGCGUCGCCAGGACAGAGGGCAACUUGGACGAAAUGAAGAAGUUGUUUGAGGGAUGGGAUCCAGUGUUGACCCAACUACUUGAGUGUGUGGACAAGGUGGACAAGUGGAAAUUGAUGCACCGGGCCGAGAUGGAGUCCUGGAUCAACCUGCAAAAUAAUCUUGUGCUCAUCGGGGAUUCAUGUCACCCGAUGCUUCCGUAUCUCGCUCAAGGCGCAAAUUCUUCUAUUGAGGACGGUGCCGUUCUGGGACUCCUACUUGCCCCGGAGCAUUUCAGCUCAAAGAAGCAACUGCCACAUACACUUCGGCUCUUCCAACAAUUACGGAAAGCGCGCGGCGAAGGUAUCGCCCGGGAGACGUUCAAGCAGCGAAAAGACUUUCACCUCCGCGACGGGCCAGAACAGGAAAAGCGGGAUGAACAGAUGUUAGGUCAACUUGGCAAGGAACUCAAAGGCGCGUUUCCAAGUCGGUGGACAUGUCCCGAGGUGCAACCCUGGCUAUACGGAUAUGACGCGAUGGAGGAGGUGAAGGCGGCUGUGCGGGCAAAGUCGUCGUGA